UUUGUCUGUUACUCUCAAUCUCACUUCUCGAGUGUCUGUUCGUCCCAGAAACGAUACCAUCUACCCAACAGGCGACGAAGGGAAAAGGGGCGUCUUGCAGGUGCACCUAGACAAUCAUUACUGCUACAUAACAGUACACAGCUGCUGCAACACAUAGUCGCCAUUCUAUUUUACCUGUUUUUGUGUGUGUGAAUAGAUCAAU
This is a messenger RNA of Geodia barretti, 202 nucleotides long. The record is from the annotation of a GenBank genome assembly. Lineage: Eukaryota; Metazoa; Porifera; Demospongiae; Tetractinellida; Geodiidae.